CUAUUAUUUCACUUUGCGCGAUACUCUCGCUCUUCUCUCAACUCGUCAACCAGAGCCACGUUCUUCGAGUGGCAGCAGGCCAGUAAAGUCUCCGCACUGAGAUCGCAGUCAUUAUACAUCAUCUCAACAAGAAAAUGUCAUCUAACGAGACCGCGAUCGCGAAGUUGCUCGAGCCUAUUCCCUCGAUCGAGUCACUCAUCGUUGAGGGCUUCAAUGAAGGCUUGGGAAACGCUAAUAACACCACUCUCCUUCCUCUGGACCCAGGCAUGCUGGAGGCUAUAUGCCGGCUGAAUCUUCCCGCUGUUCCGCUUGAGCGACUCUACGUCGCCGAAGCGUUUCUCGAGAGGCCUUUUGGCUUCGAGCAGAUCGUCACUUUUUCCUGCAGUGCCGAUCUCGAUCCAUAUCCGUUUCAGAUAAAGAUCACCCAGUGCGACAGCCAUUUCGAUGCUAUGAGCAGGAUGAAGCAAGCCGUCUUUUCCCUGGAUUACGAUCAUGGUGCAUUGGGUUUCGAAGCCGCGAAGGACCUGGGAAAUUACGCCGUAAAAUCCAAGAACGGGUGUGCUAUUGUCUGGACACGUUGGACGACCGUCGUCCAAGUGCAUUUCUUUCCUGAUCUUCCUAACGAUUUCAGCGGGCUGUCUGUAAACAUUCAAGCCCUGGCUAUUGCACUUGACCUUGCUAUGAAAUCCCAUCGGGGAACUAUUGACGAAGUCCCUCGAGCCGGUCUGGACGAGGACUUUACACUACCGGAUACCUUCAGCCUCAAGCUCCACGAAACCGCGACCAUCCAAGUCAAAUUCAGCAAUGGUAUUCAUCGUGUCAGGGAAUAUCGAGUCAUCCAGGAUCGGAAGAAUUUCGUGGUUGAGGACGACACUACCACGGAAUACGGUUGCAGCGAAAUGGCCGGGGGGCGCUUUCACUCUAAGCUGAAGGUAACCUUCUGCAGAAAUAACGUCUCCGUGGCAAUCCGUUUCCUGACGGCUCACAAGUCCUCCCUGUGGCCACGCGUUAAACUUAUGGAGCUGGAACAUUGAGUAGAUCGAGGUCUUAACGGGAGCAUAUAUGGGUUAGAUGAAAUAGGGAAGACGCAACGAGCUUAGUCACUUUUUAGACACGAUCUGGACGUUCAAUGCUCUGCUCGAAGCAGCCCACGAGACCCACAAGUCAUCAGCCCCAACCAUGUGAGCUUGCUAGUAGGGAAUUAUUACUUAUCAGCACAGGGGGAUCGUCUACAGCACUGGAGGCAAGGUUGAACAUAACUGGGAGUAGGUCGAGGUUCUCCGCAAGGAUGGAAAGGGGAUUAUUUGGCAUAUGUCUGUUACAUCGAGCGCGUCUCUCAAGACCAUGGUAGUCACAUUUGGUCAGCACAUCCUGAUGGAGGAGGCCUAGAUCGAUAGGCAUGAAGAACAAAUUCGUGGAGUAGAGAGCGAUGGCGGGAACUUGAUGGGAACAAUUCCAAGGGCAUAUUGAAGUUUGCUAGUAAACGUCCUUUCUCUAGCUUAAACGGUACUUUCAAUAGUUACCUUCAGUUGAUCUUUGAUCAUCACUGCACAUG
Molecule: messenger RNA, 1555 nt
Organism: Neurospora crassa OR74A
Lineage: Eukaryota; Fungi; Ascomycota; Sordariomycetes; Sordariales; Sordariaceae
Exons: 2
Coding region: 135-1034 (299 amino acids)
Source: RefSeq, a predicted model, not a curated record